This is a messenger RNA of Myzus persicae (green peach aphid), 4063 nucleotides long. RefSeq names its product cryptochrome-2 (gene phr6-4). Gene Ontology annotation, biological process: circadian regulation of gene expression; entrainment of circadian clock by photoperiod. Gene Ontology annotation, molecular function: DNA binding; FAD binding. The record is from RefSeq and is a predicted model, not a curated record. The transcript has a single exon. Gene Ontology annotation, cellular component: cytoplasm; nucleus. The coding region runs from base 323 to 1930 and encodes 535 amino acids. Lineage: Eukaryota; Metazoa; Arthropoda; Insecta; Hemiptera; Aphididae.
UGAGAAUCGUUUGAUUAGAUAGUAUUAUAGAUUAUAGAUUCGUACGUUUAAAAAUUCAAGUUGAAACUUUCAAUUUUCCAACGAAUGACAUUGAUGUUCAAUCUUAAUUAUUUGUAUACCCAUGCAAUUUCUAAAAGAUUAGUAUAGUCGUAUUAAACUCAUUACUUUACGAGUAAGUAGGUACAUCACUCGCUCCGCAGUGAUUAAUUUUGUGCUGCCCGAAAUAGUAGGUAUAACAUACAUUUUCGGAUUACCUACCACUUGGCGUACCUACGAACGGUAAGACACAACAGGAUCAUAACAUCGUAGUAUUUAAAACAACAUGGACAAGACCAGUGCUGACGCAAGACAUGAGACAACUGUGCAUUGGUUCAGGAAGGGUAUGCGUCUGCACGACAACCCGGCGUUCAAGUUAUCGUGUGAAGCAAAGAAUGGUAGCGGUGAGCGUUACAAGCUCAGGCCUAUUUACAUACUUGACCCUUACUUCCGUAAAUACAUACGGGCCGGUGCAAACCGUUGGAGGUUCUUGCAGCAGAGCAUGGUGGACUUGGACACGACACUUCGGCAACUGGGCACGCGGCUGUACGUUAUCAGAGGGUUGCCACACGAAGUAUUUCCGGACUUGUUUGCCAAAUGGAAUGUAAAACUGUUGACGUUUGAGUUGGACACCGAGCCGUAUGCUCGCGAGAGGGAUAGUCAAGUGGAACAACUGGCCAGAAAACAAGGUGUCAAAGUAGAACAAAAGGUCUCUCACACUAUUUAUAACACUGAACUUGUACUCAGGGCGAAUGGAGGCAGCGUUCCAAUGACUUAUCAGAAAUUUGUAUCUGUUGUCGGCUCAAUGCCAACUCCUCGUCGACCAAUACCUGCACCAGAUAUGUUGCCUCCCGAGUGUCUACUCGAUGAUGACUUAAACAACCCAGAGUUUGAUGUGCCAACACUGGAUGAAUUGUUAAAAUUAAAAGGUUUUAAUCCUGCAGAACUUAAACCAUGUUUGUAUCCUGGUGGAGAGAAAGAAGCUGUUAGGCGUUUGGAAGAAUAUAUGAAAAACAAGUCAUGGGUAUGUAAAUUUGAAAAACCAAAUACAUCACCAAAUAGCCUAAAACCCAGCACUACUGUACUAAGUCCGUACAUGAAAUUUGGGUGUUUAUCUGCCAGUCAUUUUUAUUACAGAUUAAAAGAAGUUAUUGGUAAUAGCCCUCAUUCCAAACCUCCUGUAUCUCUGAUUGGUCAGUUGUAUUGGAGAGAGUUUUAUUAUACUGUUGGUGCUUCAACUCCCAAUUUUGAUAAAAUGAUUGGCAAUCCUAUUUGCUGCCAGGUACCAUGGGACGAUAAUCCUGAUGCUUUAGAAGCCUGGACUAAUGGUAGGACAGGAUAUCCAUUCAUUGAUGCCAUCAUGAGGCAAUUGAGAGAUGAAGGUUGGAUACACCAUUUAGCCAGACAUGCUGUUGCAUGCUUUUUAACCCGAGGAGACCUGUGGAUAUCUUGGGAAAAGGGUUUAGCUGUAUUUGAAGAAUUAUUGCUUGAUGCCGAUUGGUCAAUGAACGCUGGGAAUUGGAUGUGGUUGUCAGCGUCAGCAUUUUUCCAUCAAUUUUUCAGAGUUUACAGUCCAGUUGCAUUUGGUAAAAAGACUGAUAAGAGUGGUGAUUACAUCAGAAAAUAUAUCCCUGAAUUGGCCAAAUAUCCAGAUCAAUAUAUAUAUGAACCAUGGUCGGCACCCAAGUCCUUACAAGAAAGAGCUGGUUGUGUAGUUGGAGUGCAUUAUCCAAAACGAGUGGUAGUGCACGAAGAUGUGUACAAAAAUAAUAUUACAAAAAUGUCACUGGCUUAUAAGAGUACCAAAGCUGGCAAGAGUUCCAACAGUAAAAAAUCUAGAGAUAUGUCAUCAUCCCCUGAUAAGAAAAAUAUUAAAAAAUCUAAAUUAAAAUGAUUUUGUUGUUAUUUGGUUACCCAAUUUUUUUGGAUAAAUAAUUGCUCAUAUUGUGAUCUUUUAACCAUUUUUUGAAUUAUAUUUUUGUUACACUUUAUGUUAAUCUUAAAAAUGUAUAUUAUGCACCUACCUAUUUACUAUUUUUUUUAAUUCAAUAAUUAACAUUUUUGUACAUUGGUACUUAGUAAGUAUUCACAUACCUAAUUAAAGUAAUUAUUAUAAAUAUUGUUUCUAUUUUUCCAAUUAAUACAACAUGUUGUAACCUAUUGUAUAAGAAAAAUUAAUUUUUUUACUCAAUGUAUUAUUUUUUAUUAUUUACUAAUAUUAUUACCUAAGUUAUUUCUGAAUAAAAAUCGAAUCUUGUUUGAACAAUCAUGUAAGGUACUAACCAUAAUUAUAUUUAAUGAAUUUUAUUCUUUUUGUAAGAACACUGUUACUUGUUUUUUGUAACGCAAUAUACUAAGCUUUGCGGUCAUGUCGUAUAUCGUGUGACGUAUGGUUGUACUAAUUAGUUCCCGAGACUCGGCUCGAGAACGAGUACGUUGUACUGUUGUAGUACUGUAGUAGCACGUACACGAGUACAAGACAACCGAAUAUUACAGCGAUGACCAUGAUAAUGAAAGUGGUGAAUGGUGAUGAUGAUGAUGAUGAUGAUGAUGACGAUAACAACAACAACAACGACAACCUUGAAUAGAAAAACAAUCACGGUCGGUCGUCUAAAAAUCCAGUUGACGGCAUACUAUUAUUAUCAUUAUUACGACGUUUAAUACCGGUCAUGGCGGAGAAACUGGUUCGCGAUGACUUGUGUCCAAGUCCAAAUUACCCUGUCUAAUAAUUCAUGUGGUCGCCACUAUUAAUCCGUCGUGCACGAAUUAUUUUCUAAAAAAAACGAAAGAACCGAGGCGAAAAGAACUCAAAACGAGAAGGACGCCUCGUCAGGCCGUCGCGCGCGGAUUUCGCAUUUGGAUAAUUGGGUAUUUUAGCGUCGUGGCCCGGGCGGUGUGCCCGUUUCCCAUUGGCCGCAGCCCGAAUGGUGCGAUCGCGAAAGCCCGCCCAGCAAUACGUCGUCGGUUCGGCGCCGCCGGGUCGAGCGCCGACCACGUCGUCACGUGCGCGUACGGCUGUUUCGUUCGAGCCGGGUGAACGGGGCGCAGGUGUGGCCGCGGCCGCGGUUGUUCCAUGACGGCGGCAGCCACGCGUACGGACCGCGGGCCGACCAGGUGACGUCACGUCGUCGUGUUCCGGCCGGGAGCGAUCACCUUUUGCACCAACGCCGAUUUCCAAUCCCGUAACCGUUUCCGCGACCGCGAACCGACUAACCGAGACGAGUACGUCGCCCGCCAGUGUACGUGCGUGUCACCGUGGAAUAAAAAUUGCCAACCCGCGCGAGUGCUGCGAAUUAUUGAAAAUCGCCACUCGCACUGUACAACAAUCAUAAUUAUUAUUAUCGCUUGCGCUGCACAACAGUCGUAAAUAUCAUUAUUAUUUUCAAACACCGUGUCGAUCAUCCGCCGCCGCCGCCGCGGUAACAGUAAUAAUAAUACAAUAUCGCAUGGACGGUAUAUAUGUAGUAUUUAUAAUAUGUGUGUGCAAUUAUAUUUAUAAAUAAUUUCCGACACUCAUCAUCCGUCGUCCUCCAACGUGGGCCCCCGGGACGUGUGUCGCUCGCGUUAUCGGCUUUUUCGACAUUAUUAUUACAAGAUAAUCGUCUCGUCGUUAAAAAUCACGACUGCGUGCGCCGGGCCAUUAAGUAGUAUUAACGGUCGUAACAUUUGCUUAUCGUCGUCUUCAACGCGAGCGAUAAGUGCGGGCAACAGCCGGCGCAAGUGCCUACUGCCUACCUACCUACAUAGCACAUCGUAUUAUUAUCAUUGAAGAGUUUUUGUAGAAGGAGGUGGAAGGAGGAAGUUGCACACGAGAGUCGUUUGGAUUUCGUGGCCGGUUCCACAAUCCGCUCGCAGUUUUCGCGUUCGAGUGCCGCCGUCGUCCCGUGCGAUCCACACGAGAGACCGAGAGACGAAAACUGUCAGUAUUGUCGUCGCUGUCGGUCGUAGACUUUGUCGGUCGGUUCCCGGAGACGUGUUGUAGCGGCCGACGAGAUCGUCGUUUCCCCGUGACGUGUUCGACGAAAAG